AUAAAUAAAUAAAAUUUAAAAAAAAAAAAAAAAGACUGCCUCCUCUCUAACCCUUUCCUGAAAGAUCAGAAGCGGAAGGGGGGGAAAAAAAAAAGAACACUGUCCAGAAUCUGGCUUCUGUCAUCCCAGAUGAAACAAAGGACUAAAUUAGGAUGCUUGCUUUAAGAGGAAAAAAACACUUAAACUGAGUGGUAAGUGGGGUGGGGUCCUAUUUAUGACACAAGAGGGCAAGCCCCUCCCCUUUGGUAGGAGAGUACUGGCCAUUCAGCCUCCUCCUGUUCCUAAUCCCUCCCCCGACAGUAGGAGGCACAGAAGUCCAUCACUUGGUAUAGGAGUGGAGGUCAGCAGUGCCACCUGCCAACUGCCUUAGAAUGGAAGAACCAGGGAUGCCAAGAUGAAGGAGUGUAAUCCAAAGGGAGGUGCCAUCAUGAGGAAUCAAUGAGAGAUCUGUGACAAAGGAGGUCUUGGGGGCCCAGAAGGAUGAAAUCUGGGAAAGCAACACCUCCCAAGAUGGAAGGAACAACAAUGGAGCCACAUUCUAAGUCAGUAUCUAGGCAUGACUUAGAACCUAAGCCACCCCAGACACCUAUCACCCAGCCAGAGCCUGGGCCAAAAGUGAUAGCCACAACCCAGCCAGCAUCUAAGACUCAUCAGGGGCCCAGUACUCAACAGGAACCGGCUCCCCAGCAAAGACCCCUCACUCAGCAGAAUACCCUUGCCCAACAUGAAGCUGAAUCCCAGCAGGAACCUAGCACCCAACAAAAUUCAGCUCUGCAGCAGGAACUUCUCGCCCCGCAGGAGCCUGCACGACAGCAAUCACCUCCCAUGCACCGGGUGUCCUCCUCUCAACAGGAAGUUACCUCACAACAGGGACCUGGGCCAGGAAAAGAAUCUGAAACUCAACAGGAGCCAGAACUGAGAGAGGCACAGGUUGGCCAGCCAGGACCCAGUCCAAUGAAGCAACCUCCAGCUCAUCGAGAAGCUGGAUCAACACCUCCAGCUCAGUCUAGACUUAGACCCGAAAAUGGAUCACCUGACCAGAGUGAACCUACAUCCCCAGAGAGACUGAGACAAUCAGACCCUAUAGCCCAGCAAAGAGCUCCAGCCCGAGGAGUGAAAGCCCAGCUGAGAUCUUCCACCGAGUGGGGAUUUCUAUCAAAACUACACCAAAUAUCCACGCAGCGACCAGCCUCAGAGUGGAGGAUGUUUUACGAGUUGGUCACAGAUUCUGACUCAGAACCAGAUGUGGGGUCUCCAUUAAAGAGCAAUUCAUCACCCAAGAGAGGGGGAACAGUGGCCAAGGGAAAGAAGCUGGCCUUCAAGGGGAAACAUGAAGGGGCAUCAGGGCAUGGGGGGACAACAGCACAUGGGAAGAGAACUGGCAGUCAGACUCACAGACACUACAGGGACACAGCCUCGCGGCUCACACACAGCAUGGACCUGCGCACGAUGACCCAGUCGCUGGUGACUCUGGUGGAGGACAACAUGGCCUAUUUCUCGAGCCAGGGCCCCGGGGAAACGGCACGGCGGCUGUCGGGAGUCUUCGCGGGGAUUCGGGAGCAGGCGCUGGGGCUGGAGCCGGCCCUGGGCCGCCUGCUGAGCGUGGCACACCUCUUUGACCUGGACGCCGAGACGCCGGCCAAUGGGUACCGCAGCCUCGUGCACACGGCCCGCUGCUGCCUGGCGCACCUACUGCAUAAGUCCCGCUACGUGGCCUCCAACCGCCGCAGCAUCUUCUUCCGCACCAGCCACAACCUGGCAGAGCUCGAGGCCUACCUGGUCGCCCUCACCCAGCUCCGGGCCCUAGCCUACUAUGCCCAGCGCCUGCUGGCCACUAACCGGCCAGGGGGGCUCUUCUUUGAGGGUGACGAGGGGCUCAUUGCUGAGUUCCUGAGCGAGUAUGUCACUCUGCAUAAGGGCUGCUUCUAUGGCCGCUGUCUGGGCUUCCAGUUCACGCCUGCCAUCCGGCCAUUUCUGCAGACCAUCUCCAUCGGGCUGGUGUCCUUCGGGGAGCACUAUAAGCGCAAUGAAACAGGCCUUGGUGUGACUGCCAGCUCCCUCUUCACCAGCGGCCGCUUUGCCAUCGACCCAGAGCUGCGUGGGGCUGAGUUUGAGCGGAUCAUACAGAACCUAGAUGUGCACUUCUGGAAAGCCUUCUGGAAUAUCACUGAGAUUGAGGUGCUAUCGUCUCUAGCGAACAUGACAUCAGCUACCGUGAGGGUAAGCCGCCUCCUCAGUCUGCCACCAGAGGCCUUUGAAAUGCCGCUGACUGCUGACCCCAAGUUCACGGUCACUAUCUCGCCCCCCCUGGCCCACUCGGGCCCCGGGCCGGUCCUCGUCAGGCUCAUCUCUUAUGACCUGCGUGAAGGACAGGACAGUGAGGAGCUCAGCAACCUGGUGAAGUCCGAGGGGCCCCGGAGCCUGGAGCUGCGGCCCCGCCCCCAGCAGGCACCCCGCGCACAGUCCCUGGUUGUGCACAUCCAUGGCGGUGGCUUCGUGGCCCAGACCUCCAAAUCCCAUGAGCCCUACCUCAAGAGUUGGGCCCAGGAGCUGGGCGUUCCCAUCCUCUCCAUCGACUACUCCCUGGCCCCCGAGGCUCCCUUCCCCCGGGCGCUGGAGGAGUGCUUCUACGCUUACUGCUGGGCUGUCAAACACUGUGCCCUCCUCGGCUCAACGGGGGAACGGAUAUGCCUCGCAGGGGACAGCGCAGGUGGAAACCUCUGCUUCACUGUGUCCCUCCGGGCAGCAGCCUAUGGGGUACGGGUGCCAGAUGGCAUCAUGGCAGCUUACCCGGCCACGAUGCUACAAUCAACCGCCUCUCCCUCCCGCCUUCUGAGUCUCAUGGACCCCCUGCUGCCCCUCAGUGUGCUCACCAAGUGUGUCAGCGCCUACGCUGGUGGAGAGACAGAGGACCCCUCCGACUCGGACCAGAAGGCCCUGGGCAUGAUGGGGCUGGUGCGACGGGACACAGCCCUGCUCUUCCGGGACCUUCGCGUGGGCGCCUCCUCAUGGCUCCACUCUUUCCUGGACUUGAGUGGGAACAAGACCCACAGGAACUCAGUACCCACAGCAGAACCCAUGCGGCGCAGCGUGUCUGAGGCAGCCCUGGUCCAGCCCGAGGGCCCGCUGGGCACGGACUCCCUCAAGAGCCUGACACUACACGACCUGAGCCUAAAGUGCAGCUCGGACACGUCAGACACCCCAGAGCUGUCACUAUCCGUGGAGACACUUGGCCCCCCCACGCCCUCGGACAUCAACUUCUUUGUGGGCGACGACGCGCCAGAAGCUAAGGCGCCGGAUGAGCUGAGCACCAAGGACAGAGGCUGUAGCGCGAGCGCCGCCUUCCCGGAGGGUUUCCACCCCAGGCGCUCCAGCCAUAGCACCACCCGGAUGCCCCUCUGCUCAUCGCCCAUCGUCAAGAACCCCUUCAUGUCGCCGCUGCUGGCUUCUGACAGAAUGCUACAGAGCCUGCCACCCGUGCACAUUGUGGCGUGCGCGCUGGACCCCAUGCUGGACGACUCGGUCAUGUUCGCGCGGAGGCUGCGCGGCCUGGGCAAGCCCGUGACGCUGCGCGUGGUGGAGGACCUGCCGCACGGCUUCCUGAGCCUGGCGGCGCUGUGCAAAGAAACGCGGCAGGCGGCCGCGCAGUGCGUGGAGUGCAUCCGCCUCAUCCUCGCCCCGCCCGCCGCACCGCUGGUCUGAGCCCUGGCCCCAGCCGGGAGGCGCGGGGAGAUUGGGCUGCAGGGGGCGACACUAAAGGCCUCUUGUUCCCAUCUCAGCCGGCCUCCGUGGUGAAUGCGCCCCGGGUUGGGUGGCGGGGGGCCCCCCUGAGGGGCUCCUGGCUCCCUCGAGCUGAGUGGGAGGGGCAGGCUGUGCCUUAAGGUGGGAGGACGGCCAGGGGUUUGGGUGGGGGCGGGAGUCCUAAGCCGAGACCCUGGCCUAAGGGGUGGGGGGCGCACACCAACUAGUCUCCGUGGACAGCUGGAGCUGCACUCCAUCAUUGCCUUCUACUGCUGCUGUGACCGCCGCAGGGUGGGGGCCUGGCCCUACGUGGCAAGUCGGUUUGGUUUUAUUCCUUUGUAAAUAAAAGUAUUUAAUUA
Messenger RNA from Neogale vison (American mink), 4100 nucleotides. It is a transcript of the gene LIPE, whose product is annotated as lipase E, hormone sensitive type. Gene Ontology annotation, biological process: triglyceride catabolic process; cholesterol metabolic process. The transcript is spliced from 10 exons. Lineage: Eukaryota; Metazoa; Chordata; Mammalia; Carnivora; Mustelidae. Gene Ontology annotation, molecular function: triacylglycerol lipase activity; sterol ester esterase activity. The record is from RefSeq and is a predicted model, not a curated record. The coding region runs from base 481 to 3702 and encodes 1073 amino acids. Gene Ontology annotation, cellular component: cytosol.